AUGCGUCUCGGCCAGCUCGCGCUGCUCUUGGGCCUUGUGCAAGGCUCGGCCGCGCUCUGGCCGUUCAAGCCAAAGCGCUUCACAGCCGAAGCAUUCAUCGACGCAGGCCCGUUGGGUCUCGACGAUGCCGUCAGAGGCCGCGUCCUCGCCAUUGGAGAUAUCAACGGCGACCAAAACUCUGACUUGUUUGUGUUGGACCAAGAUGGCAAGACUGUCCACCUGUAUCUCUGGCAACGUGACAACUUCAAGUACACCCAUGCGUCAAGCAUCGCGUUCCCGCACGAUGUCGUCAAUGUUGUGCCAGCCGACUUCAAUGGAGACGGACGCCUCGACCUGCUCGCCAUGAUGACCGAGGGCGCCAACGGCGGCGGAUGGUGGGGCACUCCUGGCGCUAUGAGGACCGACAUGCGUGUCGUUCUUGGAGGACCAGGGGGACUUGACUCGGGCACUGGUGACGUUUGGGACCUCGAUCCCGCAACAGAGGCCCAGCCGAUUGUGUUUGACGAUGACGGAUCCUUGAGAGCUUCCCUGCUUGGCUAUGUCAAGACAGAUGAGGGACCAGCUCUUCGUUCAUGGCGCAAUAAUGGCACGGCGAUCACCCUUAGUCGCUCCAUGCUGUGGCCAGACGAGAACGUGUGCCAGCUGGCUCUGCCCCACUCGUCCGCGUUCGUCGACAUUGACGGCGACUGCCAGCCCGAUCUCGUCCUCCACUGCCGUCACGCACGAGCAAACGAGGGCAGCCUCCAGGUGUGGCUCGCAAAGGGCGAAUCUGGGUACGUCAUGUCCAAGCGGAUCGACUUGCCGUCCGGCAGCCGCGCAGUGACGUUUGCGGAUAUGAACCGCGAUGGCGCCCUCGAUCUGGUGUUUGCUUCCUGCAAGAAGACCAUCCCCUCCACUGGUGUUGGAACCGGCUGCAGCAUCAACAUUGCCUACAACGUCCAGGCUGGUGUUUGCUCGAGCGAGACCAGCCGUUACGACUCACACGGCCGCCUUGGUUGUCGUGGCUGGGGCGAGCUGUGCAAGUCAGACCCUGCGUUUAACUUUGACACCGACCCAGAAAGCGACUAUUUCACAUCGAUCCCCAUCACGGACCUGUUCCCCGGCGACGAUGUCCAGCUUCUCGUCUCGGCGCCUGGUACCAAGGAUAUUCCACUCCCCCCUCGUGCCGGUGAUUUUGACGUAGACGGUUUCCCCGACCUCCUCGUAACCGUCAAGAGCGGAUACGACACCAAGGUCAAAGUCCUCCACAACGUGCCGUGCGGCAAGGGUGUGCCCGGAUGCACCAACGCGCCCAAGGGUGCCCGUGGACUAGUCGUUGGCGGAGGAAAGGGCUGGGAUGCCCUGGACAGGAUCACCGACGCAACUGGCGCGAGCUGGAUCGACCUCGACGACGAUGGGUCGCUGGAUAUCAUGGUCCAGCGAUCUGGCAAGCAAGACAAGGAGCGCGUGACUUUUAUCCAGAACAACUUUUACCACGACGCCUUCUUCCUCAAGGCGCAGGUUCUGAACGGUGCAUGCGAAGGCACAUCGUGCGACCCGUCAGACGGCGGCAAGAGCUACUCGGGCCGUGGUGCCAGCUAUUCUGGCGCUUCCUUCAAGUUUACUGUCUUUGAUACUGGAGGCACACGCCAUGCCCAACAAGGUGAGCUUGCCCCUUUUGUGGCAGAGCUGACAGAAAGUGCCCCAGUUGCCCCAGACCUGCUACCAUGCGCUCCACUCGCCACAUACCUUCAUUGGCCUGGGCCGUACCAACAACUACAUCGAGGCACAUCCGCCUGGGAGGACUCGACAACCCAGCUCGAGUCGUUGAUCCCCAACUCGCAGGUCAUCAUCAACCCACCAUGGCCAGCAAAGGCCGAUGAACCCAGCCCACCAGUCACGCAGCGCUCCAAAGAAUGGCGCGUCGAGCUCUUCCUUCACCCGGGCGACUGGGUGCCAUGGGUCGCUCUUGCCGUGGCAGUGACCGUGGUUGUUCUUGGCAUAGUGGUGAUGUGGCUCGGCGAGCGUGAGAAGCGGGAAGACGAGACGGAGCGCAGGCGGGCGCUGCACGCCAUCAACUUCCAGGCAUUGUAG
This is a messenger RNA of Apiotrichum porosum, 2073 nucleotides long. RefSeq lists its product as uncharacterized. The record is from RefSeq and is a predicted model, not a curated record. The transcript has 8 exons. NCBI's taxonomy places the organism in Eukaryota, Fungi, Basidiomycota, Tremellomycetes, Trichosporonales, Trichosporonaceae. The coding region runs from base 1 to 2073 and encodes 690 amino acids. Gene Ontology annotation, cellular component: plasma membrane.